AGUUUUAAACUUCAGAUAGAAAACGAAACUUUAUAGCAGUCGAACCCCUUUUUCAGUCAGUAUAUAUUACAAUCACAACACGUUAGGAAUCGAAAGAUGAAUCAUGUCUGCUGAGAGUACCGAACAUGAAGAAACAAACGUGGAGCUGGUGAAGCUGCGUCGCAGCAGCCGCAUUAGGUUAAAUCAGGAGAGGAAGCGUCUGAUGAGCGAGGAGCAGCAGCAGAGUGCGAAGGGGAAAAUCAAACGAAUGAAGACCUUAUAUGCCAGACAUCUGAACAUGUGCAUGGCCAAGCGCGCUGAGGAGCAAGUAGAGCAGCUGGAGCAGGAUAUCGAAGCAGCGGACUACGGGGAAGAGACGAAGGACUGCGAGGAACAAUUACAAAAGGAAGAGAAUAUAGAUCAGGUAUUGGAGACCAUCUCCCAGGAGCUGCUACUAAGCUCUCAGCAGGCUGACAAUGGUAAUCGGCGACUAGGCUUCUCCUAUUGCGUCUGCGCCGAUCUCAAUGGGCAACUAUUCAAACUAUACGACCUGCCCGAUAAAUUCGAGUUCUUGAUUCCAAAAAAUAGCAAUACAAAUGGCAAUAGUCACAUAUAGCUAUAUAUUUUUCCCAAACAAA
Molecule: messenger RNA, 617 nt
Organism: Drosophila hydei
Lineage: Eukaryota; Metazoa; Arthropoda; Insecta; Diptera; Drosophilidae
Exons: 2
Coding region: 104-595 (163 amino acids)
Source: RefSeq, a predicted model, not a curated record